AUGGGCUCAAAAAGAAAUGUAGCUUCAAAACACCAUGAUAUCAGCACCCAGGAAAUUCUCUUUGCAGCUCUUUUUGUCAUAUUGACAGUGAUCUGUGCUGGAAUAAUUGCAGUGUGUUGGCUGGCAAUAGAUGGAUCAGAGACAGAUUCAGUGUUUGAAGAAAGCCAUGAAGCCAGAGGGACUUUCACAAUAACAUCAGGAGCUACGUAUAGUCCUACUUUACAAGAUGAAGAGUCAAUGGAUUUCAAAGUCCUUGCUUUUGAUCUUCAGCAAAUGAUGGAUGAUAUCUUUCAGUCAAGUAAUCUGAAGAGUGAAUUCAAAAACUCGAGAGUUUUACAAUUUCAAAAUGGCAGUGUCAUAGUCAUCUUUGACCUUUUUUUUGCCCAGUGGGUGUCAGAUGAAAAUGUGAAAGAUGAGCUGAUUCGAGGCAUUCAGGCAAAUAAAUCCAGCCAACUGACUGCUUACCGUAUUGAUUUGAACAGCAUCAAUAUCACCGCACCUUUAGAGGAUUUCUCUACAGUUAGGCCUGCAACAACUUCAGGACAUGUCUCCGUGGAGUGUCUCCCUGGUUCAAGACUGUGUGCUGAUGGUCUAAAUUGCAUAGCAGAUGAUUUAUUUUGUGAUGGAGAAUUAAACUGCCAAGACGGUUCUGAUGAAGACAGUAACAUUUGUGCCACUGUUUGUGAUGGACAAUUUUUGUUAACUGAAUCUUCUGGGUCUUUUGGGGCUGACCAGCAUCCAAAUUCUUCUGGAUCGAGCGUUGUUUGUCAGUGGAUUAUACAGGCAAACCAAGGACUAUCUAUUAAACUGAGCUUCGAUUCUUUUAAUACGUUUUAUACAGAUGUGCUAAACAUUUAUGAAGGUGUAGGACCAAACAAGAUUUUAAGAGCUUCCCUUUGGGAAACAAAUCCUGGCAUAAUUAGGAUUUUCUCCAACCAAGUUACUGCUACCUUUCUUAUAGAUUCUAAUGAAAAUGAUUUUGUGGGUUUUCAUGUAACAUACAAUGUAUUUAACAGCAGUGAAAUUAACAAUUAUGAAAAAGUUAACUGUACCUUUGAGGAUGGCUUUUGUUUCUGGGUCCAGGAUCUAAAUGACGACAAUGAAUGGGAACGAGUUCAGGGAAGCACUUACCCUCCCUUUUCCGGACCAGAUUUCGACCACACUUUUGGCAAUGAUUCAGGAUUUUAUAUUUCUACCCCAACUGGACCAGGAUCAAGACAAGAAACAGUGGUGCUUUUAAGUCUCCCAUUAGAUCCUGUUUGGGAACCAGUCUGCCUUAGUUUCUGGUAUUAUAUGUAUGGUGUAAAUGUUUAUAAAUUUAGCAUUAAUAUCACCAGUGACCAAAAUACAGAGAAGACAAUUUUCCAAAGGCAAGGAAAUUAUGGAGAAAAUUGGAACUAUGGGCAAGUCACAAUAAAUGAAACAGUGGAAUUUAAGAUUGCCUUUAACGGUUAUAAAAAUCAGUUAAUGAGUGACAUAGCACUUGAUGACAUUAGUCUAACACAAGGCGCUUGUAAUGAGAGUCUUUAUCCAGAGCCAACUUUGGUCCCAACUCCUCCACCAGAACUUCCUACUGACUGUGGGGGACCUUUUGAACUGUGGGAGCCAAAUACAACUUUCAGUUCCACGAACUUCCCAGAUGAGUACCCUAAUCAGGCCUUCUGUGUUUGGUAUUUAAAUGCAGAGAGUGGAAAAAAUAUACAGCUUCAUUUUCAAGAGUUUGACUUAGAAAAUAUCGAAGAUGUGGUUGAAGUGCGAGAUGUUGGCGAAGAUGAUUCCUUGCUCUUAGCUGUGUACACAGGCUCCGGUCCAGUAAACGAUGUGUUCUCCACCACCAACAGAAUGAUGGUUCUUUUCAUAACUGACACAUCGGUGGCAAGAGGAGGAUUUAAGGCAAACUUCACUACUGGCUACCACUUGGGGAUUCCAGAGCCCUGUCAGGAAGACAGUUUUCAGUGUGAAAAUGGAGAGUGCAUUCCAUUAGUGAAUCUCUGUGAUGGUCACCCACACUGCACUGAUGGCUCAGAUGAAGUACAAUGCGUGCGUCUUAUCAAUGGCACAACAAACUAUGAUGGUUUGGUACAGUUCAGGAUCCAGAGUGUAUGGCACAUAGCUUGUGCUGACAACUGGACGACCCAGAUUUCAAAUGAUGUUUGUCAGUUGCUUGGACUAGGGAGUGAGAACUCAUCAAUACCAAUCUCCUAUACUGGACCUGGACCAUUUGUGAAAUUAAGCACAUCACCUAGUGGUAGCUUAACAACAACACCAAGUUCACAGUGUUCACAAGAUUCCUUGAUUCUGUUACAAUGUAACCGUAAAUUGUGUGGGACAAAACUGGUGGCUCAAGGUGAUCGUCCAAGGAUUGUUGGAGGGACUGAUGCCAGAGAAGGGGCCUGGCCGUGGGUCGUUGCCCUGUCCUACAAUGGUCAGCUGCUCUGUGGUGCAUCUCUGGUCAGCAAUGACUGGCUGGUGACCGCUGCUCACUGUGUCUAUGGGAGAAAUAUGGAGCCAACUAGAUGGACAGCAAUCCUAGGACUACACAUGACAUCGAAUCAGACUUCUCCUCAUGUGGUAACUCAGCGGAUAGACGAAAUUGUCAUUAGCCCACAUUAUAAUGAACGGGCAAAUGAUGCUGACAUUGCCAUGAUGCAUCUUGAAGUUCAAGUGAAUUACACAGAUUAUAUACAACCCAUUUGCUUACCAGAAGAAAAUCAAAUUUUUCCUCCAGGAAAAAACUGUUCCAUUGCUGGCUGGGGGAGGCUUUUAUAUCAAGGUGUCACGGCAGAUAUAUUGCAAGAAGCUGUUGUUCCUCUUGUCUCGAAUGAGAAAUGUCAACAACAGAUGCCGGAAUAUAAUAUAACUGAAAAUAUGAUGUGUGCAGGCUAUGAAGAAGGAGGAGUAGACACAUGCCAGGGGGAUUCAGGAGGACCGCUAAUGUGCCAAGAAAACAACAGGUGGUUCCUUGUUGGUGUGACAUCAUUUGGAUACCAGUGUGCCCAGCCUAAUCGCCCAGGGGUUUAUGUGAGAGCCACGAGGUUCACAGAAUGGAUACAAAGUCUCCUUGAUUAG
This is a messenger RNA of Ochotona princeps (American pika), 3069 nucleotides long. RefSeq names its product transmembrane serine protease 15 (gene TMPRSS15). The transcript is spliced from 25 exons. NCBI's taxonomy places the organism in Eukaryota, Metazoa, Chordata, Mammalia, Lagomorpha, Ochotonidae. Gene Ontology annotation, cellular component: membrane. Gene Ontology annotation, molecular function: serine-type endopeptidase activity; protein binding. Gene Ontology annotation, biological process: proteolysis. The record is from RefSeq and is a predicted model, not a curated record. Bases 1 to 3069 code for a protein of 1022 amino acids.